Molecule: messenger RNA, 1728 nt
Organism: Lolium rigidum
Lineage: Eukaryota; Viridiplantae; Streptophyta; Magnoliopsida; Poales; Poaceae
Product: tubby-like F-box protein 11
Exons: 5
Coding region: 1-1155 (384 amino acids)
Molecular function (GO): protein binding
Source: RefSeq, a predicted model, not a curated record
AUGUCGUUCAGGGGCAUGCUCCGGGAGAUGAAGGGCGAGGUGGGCGCCAUCUCCCGGCGCGGCCUGCUCCGGUCCAGGACGCCGUCGGUCCGGCGAGUGGCGGCGGUGGCGCCGGAGGAGGCGGCGCGGCAGGGCUGCUGCUGGGCGGAGCUGCCGCCGGAGCUCCUGCGGGAGGUGCUGGCGAGGGUUGAGGAGGCGGAGCCGCGGUGGCCGCGCCGCCGGGACGUGGUGGCGUGCGCCGGGGUCUGCCGGACCUGGAGGGGCGUCGUGAAGGAGAUCGUGCGCGUCCCGGAGGAGUCAGGGAAGCUCACCUUCCCCAUCUCUGUCAAGCAGCCUGGCCUAAGGGAUGCUCCUAUGAAAUGUUUCAUUCGGAGGAACCGGACUACUCAGACAUAUUACCUGUACAUUGGGCUGACUGAAGCACUUACUGAUGACGGGAAGUUCCUACUCGCUGCACACAAAGUCCAUAGGCCUACAUGUACCGAAUAUCUGAUUUCACUUGACCGGAGUGAUACGUCAAGGGGGAGUUAUGGCAAGUUAAGAUCAAACUUUUUGAGAACGAAAUUUACUGUCUAUGAUGCACAUCCAUCUCAUGCUGGAGCUAUGGUUUCAAAGAGAUGGUCUGCUGGGAACUAUCGAGUUUCCCACGUUCAUUACGAAUUGAACGUUUUGGGAUCUAGGGGCCCAAGAAGGAUGCGAUGUGUUAUGGAUUCCAUCCCUGCAUCAGCAAUUGAACAAGGCGGAACAGCUCCAACGCAGACUGGAUUUCCUUUCAGUAACGACAACUCUUCUGCAUCAAUCCCAUUCUUCAAGUCUAAAUCAUCUCGAAUGGACAGUUUCACCGCUCCAUUAUCCACUCAAGAUCAAGAGGAACGUCAGUUAGUGCUGAAGAACAAGUCUCCCAGGUGGCAUGAACAUCUGCAGUGUUGGUGCCUCAACUUCCAUGGACGGGUGACAGUUGCAUCAGUGAAAAACUUUCAGCUGGUGGCUACUGAUGAGAGUGCUCCAACUAACCAGGAGCAUGACGACACCACCCUCCAAUUUGGUAAGAUAGGGAAGGACCUGUUCACCAUGGACUACCGUUACCCGCUAUCGGCGUUUCAGGCAUUUGCAAUCUGCCUGAGCAGCUUCGACACCAAAUUAGCAUGCGAAUGAGACAGAGGUGCUAAUCUAAGGUUCCUUUUUUUUAGUCUUCAGUCAUGCCAAUUUGAUGAUGAUGAAUCAUAUAUUAAUGGUGCAUCUGGAUGUUGCUUGCACUGUAUCAACUUGCUUCGAACUUCUGGAGAUCUUCGGACAUAAGAAAAGUUAGCUUCAAUCAAGCAUUUCUGCUGACUGUUAGGAUAUCUAACCACCAGAUUGGUGUUACCUACCUACCGAAUACAAGAUAUUAAACCUGACUUGGAAGUAACAUUAUAACUGCAGUUGUCGAUCAACCAGUAGGCUGUUGAAGCAAGUAACUGGAAUAAACCAGAAGUCCAUUCUAGGCACCGAGUUACCAAGAGUAGGUAAUUGGAAAGUGUUAAAUAACAUCAUAAUGUAAAUAGAAAUCUGCGUGUGGCUUGCAAUUCCUCUGUUUUUUUCUUGUUGCCAAUUAGUCCCAUUCUUUACCCCGGUUGUAUGUAUUUUGGAAAUUGCCGUUAUUCACAUUGGAAGAGAGACCAUGCUUUAGACACAAUUUCUAUCUUGCUUGCUGUAUAUUAAAGAUUAUGUUAUUAUGUGUUUUCUGUU